AUGCCCAGCAUUCCGUUCAUCGGGAGGCUGUAUCUCCAGGAGUAUCUGGCCCUGCUUGGUUCUUUUAUUCUGAUUGGUCUGGAAAUCAUCAUCAGAGGCAUCACUCUAGCUCUACCAGGUCCCAUCAUUCGCUUCUUCUACAAUUGCUCGCGUAGAAUAUUCAACCAACUCUCCGGUGCCCAGGGCAGGAGGUCAAGAAACCGGAAAAAGGCCAUCUCAUCCCCAAUUGCUCAAGCUUCGGAUUUCGUCGAGCUCUGUGAGCUUUUUGGUUACUAUGCCGAAGAACAUAUCGUUCAGACCAAGGACGGCUAUCUAUUAGGUCUCCACCGUCUUGGCUGGAAGCGGGGCGAAGAAGACCAGAGGGUAAACAGCGGAGAGGGUAGCAUUCAGAAAAAGGUCGUCUACCUCCAUCAUGGCCUCAUGAUGAACAGCGAGGUUUGGGUUUGCUUGACUGAGAAGGAGCGCUGCCUACCCUUUGUACUCGUCGACCAAGGAUACGAUGUCUGGCUGGGCAACAACCGUGGCAACAAGUACUCCAAGAAGAAUGUUCACCACUCUCCCACCAGUGCUGCUUUCUGGAACUACUCGAUCGAUCAAUUCGCCUUCCAUGAUAUUCCAGAUACUAUCGACUACAUUCUUGCUACCACGAGUCAAAAGUCGCUGUCCCAUGUUGGCUUCUCGCAAGGAACUGCUCAAGCCUUUGCCACUCUUUCCAUCCACCCUAACCUGAACGAGAAGGUUAAUGUCUUUGUUGCGCUCGCACCUGCAAUGGCUCCUCCAGGCUUAGCCAUGGGAAUUGUUAGUAGUUUCAUCAAGGCAUCACCAGAGGUCUUGUUUCUACUUUUUGGUCGCAAGGCUAUCCUGAGUAGUACCACCAUGUGGCAGGCGUUGCUCUAUCCUGGUAUCUUCUCAUGGGUCAUCGACAAGUCUUUGCUGUACCUAUUCGGGUGGCAUGCAAAGAACAUCACCGCAUAUCAGAAGCUGGCAGCUUAUCCGCACUUGUUCUCCUUCAGCAGCACAAAGUCAGUUGUCCAUUGGCUCCAAAUCAUCAGAAACGAGACUUUUCAAAUGUUUGACGACGAGGUCCAGGCACCUCUCUCUAUCGCCUCUGGCGCAAAGUACUACAAGGUUGCCAAGUACCCUACGCGUAACAUCAAGACACCCAUCGUUCUUGUCUAUGGCGGAAGUGACAGCUUGGUGGAUAUCAAGAUCAUGCUCAAGGAAUUACCCAGACAUACUGUGGCCAAAGAGAUCCCUCAUUACGAGCAUCUCGACUUCCUCUGGGCCGAAGACGUGCACAAAUUGGUCAUACCACACGUGCUCGAUGCUUUGGAGGCCUACUCGACCGAUGCAGGACGCAAAAGUUUGAUCUCACCUUUCAGGCCUGCUCGACCGCAGAGUCUACUGCCUGCAUCGGUUCCCAGUUACUCCGAGGGAGAAAGUACCACUUGGGACUUUGCGGAUACUGACGGUGCAAAAGAAUCCAAGAGAAAGUUACGAGCCUUCCGAGUAAGCUCGCCACGUCGCUCAUCAGUCAAAUCUAAGAACACCAGCGGCAAGGUUUCGCCAGAACUGGUCAACACUAUCUCACCCGAUGCGUCCGCUAUCACUGAGCGAUCAACAAAUUCGCGUCCUGAAGGUUGGUGGAGCAGCGACGAAGUUGCAGGUACUACAUCCGAUCCAGCCACACCUGACACACAUAGCCAGCUUGAAAAACAGCCCUCCGAAACACCGGAUGUGAGCACGCAACCUGGAAAGCAAGCUACACCCAGACGCUUGAGUAGGCUUCCUAUAGUCCAAAACACUGGGCUCGGUAUAUCCUCACCACCAGCACCGACUGCCCCUUCUGCCGUCGCUGCUACAGCUUACGAUCCUCAACCAAUGAAGCGAGCUUCGGAGAACAUGGCAUCACCUUUGGCGCAGGCGGAAAGGGCCUUGUGGCAGAGGGAGUCGUGA
Molecule: messenger RNA, 1956 nt
Organism: Aureobasidium melanogenum CBS 110374
Lineage: Eukaryota; Fungi; Ascomycota; Dothideomycetes; Dothideales; Saccotheciaceae
Product: alpha/beta-hydrolase
Exons: 2
Coding region: 1-1956 (651 amino acids)
Biological process (GO): lipid metabolic process
Source: RefSeq, a predicted model, not a curated record